AUGCCCUCGGCGCGGAUCAAGAUGAUGAACUACAUGCGGUCUGAGACCAAGGGCAAUGGCUUGGGGAGCCCCUCUAGGAACAACCAGUCUGCACCUCAGCAUCCUCAACAACCCCCACCCCCUCUCGCCUCAAGGCAGCAUCUCGCAGAGGCCGCCAAGGUCCAGAUCCCCAGACCGAGUCGCUUCAACAGUGCCAGCCAGCCACCUGCCUCUAUGCCUGCUAGCAGUCCGCCUUCGCAGUCACAAUCACAACCUCUUGCAACGCGACAUACCCGAGCCAACUCAGAUGCCGGCAGGGCCAAUGCACCCUCCGAGCAGGACCAGCAAAUAUGGGAGGACUCGACUAUAAAUUCACUCCUGGGGGAGAGCGUCUCUGGGUCGACCCGGCCUCGACCUCCACACAGCCAGGAUAUCAGGCGCCUCGACAGCCUUCCUUCCCAACGUCAGCGUUACCGUGAUCGCAACGCCGCCGACCAAGAAGAGCUCAACCCUUUUGUGAUCCAGGAGAACGGUCUUCUCAAAGUCUUGCCCGCUUCCGGCGGCAACAACAGUAUAGCAAAGACCAACCCGCGCUCGGUUCUCGACAACUUCUCUCUGGAUGAUCCCUACGCUGCCAAGUCCCGUUAUGAUUCUUCACCCCAGAAGCCGGGCCAUACGUUGAAGCACGCCAAGUAUCCCUUCCGCGACGCGCGAGCUGCCAAAAGGGCGUCUACGUCCGAUAAUUUCUCGCAGAACGCCACAGCUGGUGAUACCGUGAACCUAUCCCCUGAACGUUUCCUGAACGGUGUCCAGACUCGCGAGCCGAGGCCGGAGAACCGGACCCAGGACUACGAGACUCACCGGUCUACUAUAUUUCACGAUAUCGAUACCCCAGGGCGCACACCCGCACCCCCGGAGGACGACGAGAUCAGCGAGGCACCAUCUCAAGGAGACGAGGCCACGAACAGAACCCCGCGUCAGUCUAAGAUUGCACCUCCGCAGCCCUCUCAGCCACCCCUACCCUUGCCACUCACCAAGAUGGCCCUCCAAGAAAGCACCCUGCCUCGAAUGAGCAACUACCGCGACAAGAAGCCGGACAAAAUGGGUCGCAAACGUCGCCUGAGCCUCGACUACGACGAUCAUGCCCUGAGCUCCAUGUCCUAUGCCGAUCUGCGAAAUGAGAAUUUUGACCAUGACCCAGCCCGCAUGGCCGUCCAGCCCGCCAACGUGCCAUCCGGCGACAGCCUUGAGGACAAACUCGCCUACUUCAAAGGCAAGGACGAGAACAGCCAGCACCACUUCUUCACCCAGAUCACCGUCAAGGAGUGGGAUCACUGUGGAGACUGGUUCCUCGAGCAGUUCUCCUCCGUGGUGCAGCGGAUGAAGGACUCUCGGCAGGCCAAGCGUCAGCUGGUGGAGCAGUUCGAGAGCGAGAUCGCGUCGCGUGAGGAGAUGGUGCGCGGUAAGGUCGAGAGCAUCGAUCGCACCCUCAAAGAUCUCAAGCAGGAAGGUGAGGGCAUGAUGCGAGGCAAAGACGUUGAUGUCUAA
Molecule: messenger RNA, 1527 nt
Organism: Thyridium curvatum
Lineage: Eukaryota; Fungi; Ascomycota; Sordariomycetes; Thyridiales; Thyridiaceae
Exons: 1
Coding region: 1-1527 (508 amino acids)
Biological process (GO): nucleolar large rRNA transcription by RNA polymerase I
Cellular component (GO): RNA polymerase I core factor complex
Molecular function (GO): TBP-class protein binding; RNA polymerase I core promoter sequence-specific DNA binding
Source: RefSeq, a predicted model, not a curated record